This is a messenger RNA of Branchiostoma floridae (Florida lancelet), 998 nucleotides long. Its product is annotated as protein Ycf2-like. NCBI's taxonomy places the organism in Eukaryota, Metazoa, Chordata, Leptocardii, Amphioxiformes, Branchiostomatidae. The transcript is spliced from 2 exons. The record is from RefSeq and is a predicted model, not a curated record. The coding region runs from base 1 to 846 and encodes 281 amino acids.
AUGUGGUGCAUCACUGAUGGCUGUGGACUAUGCGUUAAUGAGCUGGGCAGACCAUUUGUGAAUAAGUCUGACGUACGAACUGUUCCUGUACCCCAAGAAACAUCUUUGAAUGAAGGAGGCAGGAGGAAGAAAAAGAACAAGAAGCAGAGGAGGAAAAGAGCUGAGGAGAAGAAAGAGGACAUGAAGGAGAAAGAAGAGGUGAAAGGAGAUGAAGAGGUGAAAGGAGACGAAGAGUUGGAAGGCGACGAAGAGGUGAAAAGAGACGAAGAGGUGAAAGGAGAUGAAGAGGUGAAAGGAGACGUAGAGGUGAAAGGAGAUGAAGAGGUGGAAGGAGAUGAAGAGGUGGAAGGAGAUGAAGAGGUGGAAGGAGGCGAAGAGGUGGAAGGAGAUGAAGAGGAGAAAGGAGACGAAGAGGAGAAAGGAGACGUAGAGGUGGAAGGGGACGUAGAGGUGAAAGGAGAUGAAGGGGUGGAAGGAGGCGAAGAGGUGGAAGGAGACGUAGAGGUGAAAGGAGAUGAAGAGGUGGAAGGAGGCGAAGAGGUGGAAGGAGACGUAGAGGUGAAAGGAGAUGAAGAGGUGAAAGGCUGCGAAGAGGUGAAAAGAGACCAAGAGGUGAAAGGCGACGAAGAGGUGAAAGGAGACGAAGAGGAGAAAGAAGAUGAAGAGGAGAAAGGAGACGAAGAAGAGAAAGAAGAUGAAGAGGAGAAAGGAGACGAAGAACUGAAAGAAGACAAAGCAGUGAGGAAAAGUGCCCGGUCGCGUAUCCGGGCAUAUGUCCGGGCAAUCAGUAAAGUUGUUAUGCUGCCAUUUAGAUGUUGUUGCAAACAACAGACAGUAGACGACUGAACAUUCAUAAACAACUUUACUGAUUGCCCGGACCUAAUUAAAAAUCUAUCUGUCACUUGUACGACCAGAACUCGAGUACGGCUAUGUGAUACUGUUCGGGUGCAGUAAAGACCAAGAACUGGCCAUCGAGAGGGUACUCGUACAACGCCGGG